AUGGCAUCUCAAGACAACCAGCUACGGCCAGCCGUCACCAAGAAGCAGGUAUCCUAUACCACACCAGCUUCCGGUACUCCUGCUCACCAUGACUUCGGGCCCGAACACAAUUCCUCCUCGAUCAAUCGGGGAUCCUACGAGAAGCCCGCUUCCAGAGGGUCUGACAAGCCAUUCACAGAAGACCUAGAGGCUGGAAACCAGAGGACGCAACCUGUUCGGCCCACCCUUUUCAACAGAACCUUCACCCAGCAAUUCCGAGCCGCAGAGAUCGGCGAGGGCGAAGUGGACUUCGCUACCCUCUCUCAGAAAGAGAAGCGGAAGGUUGUCAAGACUGGGAUGCUCUCGUACAUUGUGGACGCGAGCAUCAAGAAUCACAUCGUCGCCGCCCUGGGCGAGUUUGUUGGCACAACAAUGUUCCUCUUCUUUGCGUUCACUGGUACUGCUGUCGCGACUAUCGCUCCAGGGGAUGGCUCCUCAGGAUUCAACAUCUCCGUUCAAACAUACAUUGCCCUCUGCUUUGGCUUCUCUCUGAUGGUCAAUGUGUGGGUCUUCUACAGGAUUUCGGGUGGCCUCUUCAACCCAGCUGUCACCCUGGCCCUUGUCCUGAUCCGCGCCAUCACACCCAUCCGUGGGGUCUUCGUCUUCAUCGCGCAGCUUCUCGGCGGCAUCGCAGCUGCAGGCCUGGCAGAAUGCAUGUUCCCGACCAAUCUCAGCGUCAGCACCACCCUAAGCGAGGGCGUGUCCCUUGUUCAGGGCGUGUUCAUCGAGGCUAUUCUGACGUUCGAGCUGGUCUUCACCAUAUUCAUGCUUGCUGCCGAGAAGCACCGCGCCACCUUCGUCGCCCCCGUGGGCAUCGGUCUCGCCCUGUUCAUCGCUGAGAUGAGCGGCGUCUAUUACACUGGUGGAAGUCUGAACCCGGCCCGGAGCCUGGGGCCUUGUGUUGUCGCUGCCGAAUUCCCCAGCGAGCACUGGAUCUACUGGGUCGGUCCGGCCAUCGGCUCUUUGGUUGCGUUUGGGCUCUACAAGGCUAUUAAGCUUUUGCGGUACGAGAUGGCGAACCCGGGACAGGAUUCACAUGAGUAA
Molecule: messenger RNA, 1083 nt
Organism: Diaporthe citri
Lineage: Eukaryota; Fungi; Ascomycota; Sordariomycetes; Diaporthales; Diaporthaceae
Exons: 3
Coding region: 1-1083 (360 amino acids)
Biological process (GO): transmembrane transport
Cellular component (GO): plasma membrane
Molecular function (GO): water channel activity
Source: RefSeq, a predicted model, not a curated record